Molecule: messenger RNA, 954 nt
Organism: Entrophospora sp. SA101
Lineage: Eukaryota; Fungi; Glomeromycota; Glomeromycetes; Entrophosporales; Entrophosporaceae
Source: the annotation of a GenBank genome assembly
AUGGACAGAUCAACAAAUCAACUAAUCACAUUAAAAACUCACGAGGAUGAGGAUGAUCCAUGCUUUGAUUGUAUGAAUCCAUGUUCAACGCAUCCUUCAUAUCCUUCAUAUCUUAGAAUUAAUUAUGAAUUGCCUCUGGAAGGCACGGUAAAGCCUCAUUCCAAACAUGUUUUAAUUUCAACGGGUAAAACAGAUUGGAUGGCUAGAAUAGAAGAUGAUUCCACAAGUUUAGCAGGUCAAUUACAUAAAAUUAUUAAAUCCGGUGAUAGUAAGAAUAAAAAAGAAAAAAAAGCAAAGAAAAAGGAAGAUAAAAGAAAAAAUUUUGAUUCAGAUAAUAAUGAAACACAACAAAUUUUUAAUGCUAAUAAUAAUGUUGAAAAAUCACCUCGUAUGCUUAUUACAAAUAGUAGCCGAGAAAAUACUGAUAAAGAUUCAAAAGGAAAUGAUGUUCUAUUAUUUCCUGAUAAUAUUUUAAUUCGUAAUGUAGACCCAAUGAAUGCACUGGAAUUUUCUAAAAGGUUUUUGUUACCAUCAUUAUCAUCGAAUCAAGAUCAAAAUACCUCUUCAAUCACUUUUCAAGUAGAUCCAAACCCAUACAAAGCUGUAAUAGUAAUAUGUUCACAUAGACGUCGUGAUAAAAGGUGUGGCGUAGUUGCUCCAAUAUUAAAAGAUGAAUUUGAUAAAAUAUUAAAAGAUAAAAAGUUGGAUGUAGAAAACAAGAAAGCCGAAGGCGUGGCUGUGUUUUUAAGUAGUCAUAUAGGAGGACACAAAUUUGCUGGCAAUGUUAUAGUUUUUCGAGAUGGUCAAGGUAUAUGGUACGGACGUGUGAUUCCAUGCCAUGCCAAAAGUAUUAUAGAAUAUACUGUUAUUGAAGGAAAAGUGAUAAAAGAUUUGUACCGUGGAUCAAUAAAUGGAAGUUUUGCGCCAGGAAAAGGUGGAAGAUUGGAUUGGUAA